AAACAAACUUUUUCGGAAUGACUGCAAGUGCAGGAACUUUUUUCAGGUUUUGGAAAAUAACAUGCAUUUAGACAGGGAUUAUAAGCCAAAAGAGAGUAUUAGCAAUGCAGGUGGGAACCGCUUCGGGGCCUGAAAAUCCCACAUCAAACUACUUCAACCAGCGAGGGAUAUGGCUCACCUACAUUCUUGUGAUUUCCCUCGCUCAUCUCUUCAUCCUAAGCAUGCCAUUCUUCAGUACAGCUGUGGCUUGGACCCUUACCAAUGUUCUCCAUGACAUUUCAAUGUUUAUAAUUCUGCAUGUGACACGAGGGACCCCAUAUUUCCUUGAUGACCAGGGCCAGGCUCGUAAACAGACCCAAUGGGAACAACUGGACCAAGGAAAACAGUUCACCCCUACAAAAAAGUUUCUCACUAUUGUACCCAUUGUUCUGUUUUUCAUUGCCAGUUUUUACACAAAAUAUGAAAAGGUUCAUUUUCUUAUAAAUGCAUCGUUCUGUGCUCUAAGCGUUAUAGCAAAGUUCCCAUACCUGCAUGGAAAAAGAUUCUUCGAAAUCAACAAAUGGUAGGAUGUGGAAUUAUCAUGGACAGAAGUGCGGGAAUAAGGAAUCCUGCAGCGCUUGAGAGCUCUAGUGUAGACAUGUACAUAACAUUGGUUAUAAAGGAUACAAAUGAACCGCAUUCAUCUUUUCAAUAGCAGUCUGCGUAAUAGGAACAUUGAAGUGUAUGUGUGUAUACGAAGCCUAUGUUUGCUCAUAUUUUGAAAUAUUUCUUUAGUUUAUUUAUUCAUAACAGUUCCAACACAUUAAUAGCUUUUGUUUAGAAACAGGUUAAUAAGACGCAUUUUUAAACAAUUGAUAAUGUAACAAUUCAUAUAAAAUUAUGGUAUUCUCCAAUCAGUGAAAAGUUUGUACAUGUAUGUCUUGUAAUUUAAUGACUUUACGUCAUUUUUACAAACAUGUGUAUAAUAUGUUCAGUUUAACAAGUUUAUAUUUAAAUGUAUACAAUUAUUUUCUUAAAUUUCUGAUUAUUUUCUUGAUUUUGUAAUAUAUAUUCUGAAGUAAAAAUGAUAGCAUGACUUGUGAUAAAGAUGGUGUUGAAAGUGAUUUAAAUUGACUGAAUCAGUGCACUUCCACUAUUGGUUUUGUUCAGGUGAUAAUCUUUAUCAAUAUAUGAUCAUGUGAUCCAGUGCUUAACUCUUUGUUAUCAUUAUGUUAAAUGCUUUUUGAUGGUACAUCUGUCUUUAUCUUCUUUUAAGGCAGAUAUAUUUAACAACGAUGCAUUACCUCGACCAUUCAUUUCAUAAUUAUGAAAAUACCUUUUUACAUAACCUAAUUAUUCUGUGAAAUGUACUUUGUUUCCUUGUGGAAACAUCAACAUGUAUUUGAAUAUAAAAUUUUCUUAGAAACUUACUCUUAUAACCUGGUAUUUUGUUGGUAUGCUUUAACAUUUUUUUAAACUACAAAUUACCAUUUCAGACCAUUUAUAUUCAUUUUCUAUAAUUAUAAUAUUCUGUCAGUGGUUUGUGUAUAUGCUUGAUUUAUUUGUGUGAAUGAAGUUUAUGUUGUUUAAACUUUAAAACUGAUUAUGACUGAUUGAUUGAAGAUGUAUUUAUUUAUUAGUGAUUUGGUUUCUGUCUAUCAGUUUUAUCAUGACCAUUGUAGUGUAGUUUUCUUUUACAAGUGAUAUCAUAGGUUGGCCAUACCCAGGUCAAACUUUAAUGAAAAUUCCAUUUUUAAAAAAAUUAAAUGUUUGAUUUACACAACUAUACAUAGUUAAAACUAUUAAUGAGAUGAUUUAUGAAGUAUUUGUUCAUGUAUAGGACGAUGGAUAAUUCAUAUCCUAUUCAUUUCAUCAAUAUUAAUGUUGGGAAAAAAAUAAACAAGAAGUUAUUUGGAUAAGCUGACUCAAGGUUGAUUAAUUUUUGCCCUUUUUGUUUUUCCAAGAAAAAAGUUCCCAUUUUGUGAUAGCCUACGAGGCGUUGUGGUGAAGAACUUUUUAUAUUUCGGGCAUGCAAAAAAGAGAUCAAGAAUUGUUAUUAUAGUUGCUGCAAAUUUAAUCUAAAUAAUUACAUCCUCUAUCUGUGUGUGAACUACAUAAUUAACUGUAUAACGGAUCUCUUUAAGGUGCCUAUAUAUACUGAAAGGCAAUUGAAAACGUAAAAAGAUGUAAUCAUGGUAUGUAACAUUUGUCUUCUUUGUGAAAACAGAGAACAAAUACUUGUAUGGAUGUUCUUUGUUCAUGUUUUUAACAAAGCAUACACAGCUCUAGUAUUUAUUUCACGACCAUUUUGUCCAAUGUUUAACUCCAGUUUAUUGAAGACUAUCCUAGAAUAAAAUUUGUUAAUUGCG
This is a messenger RNA of Mya arenaria, 2348 nucleotides long. Its product is annotated as ORM1-like protein 3. Gene Ontology annotation, biological process: intracellular sphingolipid homeostasis; ceramide metabolic process; negative regulation of ceramide biosynthetic process. Bases 105 to 566 code for a protein of 153 amino acids. The record is from RefSeq and is a predicted model, not a curated record. The transcript has 5 exons. Gene Ontology annotation, cellular component: endoplasmic reticulum membrane. Lineage: Eukaryota; Metazoa; Mollusca; Bivalvia; Myida; Myidae.